AUGCCGGCACUCGCUUGCGUCAGUGCUCGCACUAGUAGCAGCGGCGAUGCGCGUCCUUUGCCUGCUGGUGCCUGUGCCUGGCGCUCCAACCGCAAUGUCAGCCCUCAGACUUCUACCGACGUCACCUCGUCUUCAUCCAUCGAGCAGCAUGGGCAGCUCAACGGCAGUCCGACAUGGUCUGCCGACCAUGACAACGGUUUGUGCAAGCUGGGACGUGCAGUGAUCACUCUCUGCAGCUUCUGCGAUCAUGGCAGCGGCUGCAGGCCAAACCAUCCUUGCACCGGCUCGCAAUCCGAAACCAUGCCAUCGCCGUCCCGCGUUACCAUGCGCACUAUCGCCGAAAGACCACCGACACUCCGGGCCAGCGUGCAUCGUGCGCGGGGAUUUCUCGCGCCGAGUCUGGUCUCGGCAGCUGUGUGCACGGGACCUUUUCUGUCGGAGUGCAUUGCCUUGCAGGGCCCACCUGGCCAGUGCCUCGUUGUGGUCAGCCCUUGGCUAGUGCAAACCAUGCCGUCGCCAGCUGACAAUGUCGCCGCCUUGCGAAGGAUUGAAAGACCGCGCGGCAACUUCGCCACAGCCGCUUCAGGCGCACUCACCAUUCGGCUCUGUCAAGUUCAAUGUCAUGCCCACCGCAGCAACAUCGGGAGCUGA
Molecule: messenger RNA, 651 nt
Organism: Symbiodinium necroappetens
Lineage: Eukaryota; Dinophyceae; Suessiales; Symbiodiniaceae
Source: the annotation of a GenBank genome assembly